Varanus komodoensis (Komodo dragon) is the source of this 986-nucleotide messenger RNA. RefSeq names its product C-type lectin domain family 2 member D-like. Lineage: Eukaryota; Metazoa; Chordata; Lepidosauria; Squamata; Varanidae. The coding region runs from base 147 to 791 and encodes 214 amino acids. The transcript has 6 exons. The record is from RefSeq and is a predicted model, not a curated record.
GAUUUAUCAGAGCUGCAGUCUUCCGAAGCAGCAGAGCAACGGGGAUGUGGAGAACACAAUACUGACAGUCAUGUUGGACCUCAGGCUCCUCAUAAAUUAUAACAUGUGAUGCGAAACAGGAUCUGUUCUAAUCUCUCAAUAAGAAGAUGGAUGAAGGAGCAAAGCCACUAAACUCCAGCAAAUCUGAGGAAAUUAUCAUUCAUUGCAACAGUAAUAAACCAGAGGAAGGCAUAAAAGAGAAAGGUUUUCGAGCCCUGACCACCUCUUAUGUGUCCAGGAAGACAGUACAUGGUGCAGUUAUUGUGCUUCUCUGUGUUACUUUAAUUACCAUGGCAACUGCUUGGACAGUUAUGCAACGAGAAGAACUUCCAGGAUGUAAGGCAGGCAGCACUGGCUCCCUCUGUCCUCGUGGCUGGGUUGGAUACCUAAACAAAUGCUACUACUUCUCUGAUGAGGAAGCAGAUUGGUUUGCCAGCCAGCACAAUUGUUCUUCGUUCAAUGCCUCCCUGUCAGAGAUAGAAACCAAGCUGGAACUGAAAUUCCUCCUGCGUUAUAAGGGUUCGAUUUAUCACUGGAUUGGCCUUAGCAAGGAUGCAAGCAAGCCUUGGACAUGGGCUAAUGGGAAAGCAUUCAACGACAGGUUUCCCAUUGAUGAAGGAGGAGACUGUGCCUACCUGAGUGACAACGCCAUCAUGUCCUCAUGGUGCAAGACCAAGAAGAACUGGAUUUGCAGCAAAACAGACCUUUAUGUGCAGGGGGAUGAACAUGAUUCCAAUGUCAUGCAACUGUAACGCACAGCUCGUGUCUGCUGCAAUUUCGACAGCAUAUAAAUGCUACCUCCAUCUUUAUUCACAGCUUACUUCCCUGAUAAUACAGGGAUUGGUGAUGGUCCAUUUCAGUUUCACAUGCAUUCAGUCAUGUGUCUGUUCCAUCCAAGUUCUAGAUCAGUUUGGGAUUUGUUAAAAAAAACUGCUUGAAAAUCUGCA